GCCAUUUCCGAAAAAGAUAUGGUCUUCUGGAAGCUAACGCUACCCUUUCAAGGUCUACUUGGACAGCCGAGGAUUGGAACAUCCCACGAUGUAAUCAUGGUGCACCAAGUCGCGGUCGUAGAAGAAAACGGGGACCUCGCCGUACUUGUUGGCACGAUGGAUAGUUCAGAAGCAUUGGUGACGAUUCGUCACCGACGAAAGUUGAGCACCAGCAUGGUGAGCAACCUCCGCAUCUACCACUAUAUUGGCGACCAGUUUGUGGCCACUGCAGCUGCUAUUUACAAUGACACUACACUGUAUCGUGUGGUCAUUGACCACUGGUCAAGGAGCUAG
Messenger RNA from Phytophthora nicotianae INRA-310, 333 nucleotides. RefSeq lists its product as hypothetical. The transcript has a single exon. The record is from RefSeq and is a predicted model, not a curated record. Bases 19 to 333 code for a protein of 104 amino acids. Lineage: Eukaryota; Oomycota; Peronosporomycetes; Peronosporales; Peronosporaceae.